Molecule: messenger RNA, 2401 nt
Organism: Orbicella faveolata
Lineage: Eukaryota; Metazoa; Cnidaria; Anthozoa; Scleractinia; Merulinidae
Source: RefSeq, a predicted model, not a curated record
AUGAAGCGACAGAAUUUGGCUGGAUACAUUUUACAAUGUUGUUGUUUUCAGGCCCAGUUCAAAAACGUGCCUUGGGAUUUAAAUUCCGUCGUGGUUUUUCGCUUGUACUUGCAACCAGGUGAUCUAGCGACAUCCGGGAAUUCCACUGCGCCCGCGGCCAAUCUUUUAGACGAAAGUAAACUGGCGGCUUGGACUGCAUUGCCGCUGGCGCUGACUGCAGGCUCACAUGCUUCCAGACGAAGCAGACAAUCGGGAGAUAGCCGAGGCGGAGAAGCACGCCUCAACUUGGGAACUCACAAUCUUCCCCUGUUCUUUCCGCCUGUUGCUCCUGUUCCUAACAUUCCAUUGCGGGGCCCUUUUCCGGGACAGUGGUCCCUUUAUGGACAGGCCUCGUUGAGGAUAACUAUAUUUGCGUCUGGUAGCCCUCCACCAGAGAGGCCCAGUUCUCCUGAGGAAUUUCUGCAAGAAAAUGAUCUUCCUGAGAAUGUAUGGAUUAAGAAUGGCCGUUCUGCUAUUCUGACCGACGAGUUUGAAGAAGGAAAUGGCUUUGAUUUGUACAUUGAUGGAGCGCGAUUUCUUCCAGAUAGUAUCACUGUCUCCAAGGUUGCCGGAAGAGUGUUGGACAAAAACUACACAAGAAUCGGUGACGAUAUCGACGUACAGGCUGAGCUCGACUCUGACAUUUACAACCCAGAAUACAACGCGAGACUAGAAUACCGAGAACCAGUCUUCUCGCAGUUUUGCACCCUUAUGUUGAAAGUAUACACCGUGGAUAGGAUAGCGAGAAAUCUCUGUUGUGUGGGUUACGGAUUUCUUCCCAUCUUCAUUGAAGUUGGAACGACAAAUCCGCCUUCUGUUAGCAGUUCAGAUGUCAAGGUGGCUCUAAACGAAGGUCCUCACCAAAUACGGUUAUACAGUGGUAGCCCAGACCUCACUCAACCAUUACACGAAAGUGUAACUCAAAGUCUGCCCCAUGUGCCCUGUGCUAGUUUACUAGUAAGACUUGUUCAGGCGUCCUGUCAUCCUAACGGAAGACCAAAGCAGGCUUCAGAGUUUACUGAAGCAGAGUGGGAGGCCGAGGGACUCUUUCAGCCCAAACCAAGCUAUGCAGAUGGUGAAUAUUACUCUCUCUCAUGUGAACCCACGCUGGGUGAGAGCCAGAUUUUUCACAGCAUGGUCAAGAGGCAGCCAAUCAGAACUCGCGACGCAAUAAAGCUCAUUGGCGAUGGUCAAGAACAGAAACUGAAGAAAGACAGAGUGAUAGAAAGCUGGAUCAAGACUCGACUCACUCGAAACAUUGACGCAUUACCUGGGGACCUGGACUUUAGUUACAUCGCUCUCUAUCACGUGAUGCACGGGUUAAAGAUCUCCGUGGAUGCUGCACAGAAUUUGCCUUGGUCAAAUUUUACGAUGGUGUCCUAUUGUCUUCUGCCUCCUGGAUCAUUUUAUAGGGGUACAAGAGAGGACUCUUUAGGCCUUGUAACAAAACCGCUGUACUCGAGUAGUGUCGCCUCUCCUGUGUGGAAAGAUGGAAUAAAGGUUUUUCCUCGCCGUAUUUACCACAGAUUUAUGGUUGUUAUCGUCCAUCUUCAUGAGUUGAUAUUGGACACCAGCCAAACCAAAACAUCUUACAGUCUACAAGGCCAGGCUUGGAGUGCUGUUCAAGUAUUUGAUGAAGGCUACGUUGUAAACGGUUGUUACCAGCUACCGCUAUACUCAGGGGACCCCCCUGAGGUUGUGCUGAAUUCUCUUCAAGCUGACAGUUGUCUCAAUGUCCUAUCCAACUUUCGAAGGAGGAAAGUGAUCAAAUUCAUGGAAGGCAGCUCAAUUUAUGUUCGACUCUCAGAUGCGAGGAGAGCAGAAGAACUUCCCGCUCCAAAGAUGAAGGCCAAGCAAGACUACUUGCCGAAAGAAAAGCUGGAAAAAUAUCUGAACGUGAACCCGUCUUCCUCUCUAAGUUCUCUUGUACCAAGAGGGAUGACUGAAGAUGAGUUAACUGUGGAACUAACAGACAAGUUUACGAGUCUAACAACUCAAUUGUUGGGGACAUACCAGAAGGACACCUCAUAACACACGACGUGAAGUACCACCUGGAACCAUUCAAGCCCUCCAAUCUCGUUCCCACUUCCCUUUUCCUCACGAGGUUGUAUGGCAUUCCCAAGAGAAACGCUGGAUUCGCUAAACCAAACUUACACCCCAGCUUUUUAAAACAUUGUGUAGACUUGGUCAAGCUUCGAUCUUAAUUGCUUUAAAGGAAAGCAUACAGGAAGCAAAAGUUCUAUUUGAAACACGCAAAACGCAAUCAUACAUGAAAAAAUUGCCCUAUAUACUUUCUGAAUAGAUGUACAUAUACUUGUUUGUAAAGCAAAAAAAUAAUAAAUAAGAGAAAUAUGCCAGGUAA